Messenger RNA from Racocetra persica, 416 nucleotides. NCBI's taxonomy places the organism in Eukaryota, Fungi, Glomeromycota, Glomeromycetes, Diversisporales, Gigasporaceae. The record is from the annotation of a GenBank genome assembly.
AUGCCCUUCAAAGAAAUACAAGGUGAUCUAUUUGUCGACCCAGAUCCAACCGAUGCUUUAGCUCAUUGCGUUUCACAAGAUCUCCGUAUGGGCAAGGGUAUUGCUGCAAUUUUCAAAAAAAAGUUCAAUGGUCUCAGCGAACUUAAACAACAAAAUAAAAAAGUUGGUGAAGUUGCUCAUCUUUACCGUGAAAAUCGGUACAUCUUUUAUUUAAUAACCAAACCUACUGCUUGGGACAAACCAACUAAAGAUGAUUUUAAAAAAUCUUUGGUUGAAUUGAGAAAUUCAUGCGAAAAACUUGGUGUUACCAAAUUGAGCCUUCCUCGUAUUGGAGCAGGUUUGGAUGGCCUAAGACUCGAUUUUGUUCAUGAGUGUGUUUCUAACACAUUUGAAGAGAGCAAUAUUGAAGUGACCAU